AUGCCGCUCGCCGCCACCCAAGAGGGAGAGGCGCCGGUGUCCAGAGCCCCCGCGCGCCGCCGCGGCCGCAGCUCCACCACAGCCGUCGCCGCUGCGCGCCGCCGCGGCCGCAGCUCCACCACGGCCUCCUCCGCAGACGCCAUGCCCGCGACGACGGCAGGGUCGAUGGCGCUGGUGCGUACGCGGCGGCAGUCCUCGGGCUCCCAAUCGGCACAGCGAAAGAAAAGGAAGAGAAGGGCGGGUUCGAACCAGAGAUCAAGCAAACGGAAGAGAACCAGCGAGGAGGAGGAGGAGGAGGAGGAGGAGGAGGUCUCAUCUGCAGGCAGCUCCCCGAUUCGCGUUCCGCACAUUCCCGAUGAGGUGUAUCGGAAAUUUGACGAUCCUGAUACAUGGAAGACCAUUCAGAAGGCACGGACGGACUACGACGCAAAAUUAGCUCGCCGCAUGACAUAUCCCACGCUUAAUGUGCACAUGAUCAGAGCUUCUAUGUGCGUGCUUGAUGAUCCAAAGCUUGUUCCAGACCAUGAAUCUGCAAGGAAGGCAGUGCUUCAUGCCGCUCAAUCUGUUGUUGGGAUUUCAUCCUCCGUAGGUGGUAAGCCGCUAGCACGUGGCUGUGGUUUCUGGAUUGAUUGGGACAGGAAGAAUAAAAUGGGCACUUUCUUGACAACUUCACGCUUGAUUUGCACCGAAUCUCCAUCCUUUAACUGCUGGUUAGGACAAGAAGAGUAUGAUCUUGAUGCCGAGGUACUUGUUCACCUGGAGGGUGACAUCACUGAAAAGGCCCACCUGCAAUAUCUGCAGAAGCACUACGAUUUAGCCUUCUUCAGUGUUAAAGUAGAUCAGCCUGUUUAUAUACCCUCUUUCAAUGAUGGUGUGAAACGGGCGAACAAAGUUUUUGAGCUUGGCAGAGAUGAAAGUUCGUUUUUAAGGAUAAGCUAUGGUGUGGUGAAAUACUUGAACCCAAACUUAUUUGAACGAUAUCAUUAUAUGUUUGUUCAGGGUGCAGAUCCACAACCUGAGUAUGGCAAUGGUGGGCCGCUGAUUGACUUUGAUGGAAAAAUUGUGGGAAUGGUUAAUGGCAACACAAGAGGGUCGUUUAUACCAUCUUCCAUUUUAGUCAAGUGCCUGCAUCUAUGGAAGAAAUUUCAGCGCAUCCCUCGGCCUCACCUUGGAAUGAAGUUUUGGUCAAUCAAGUUUAUAGACCUUGCUCUUUCUGAGAAUAUAUUGCGCAUGUGCAAUAUUGAUGAUGGCCUUAUCGUUAAAGAGGUGUCAGAAGGAUCUCCUGCUGAGAAACUUGGGAUACGAGCUGGUGAUGUCAUUAAAUGUUUUAAUGGAGAACACAUCUCUACCACUGUUGAGUUAGAGAAUAUGUUGCUGAGCAAAUGCGAGGAUGAAAGUGACAAUCUUAAUUCUGAAGUGGAUGUCGAGCUUGAGGUAUUCCAUAUACGCAAGUUUCUCUGGAGAAACAGAACAUUGACUGUAAAUGUGUCUGAUGAUGGUGAAGUUGUUGACCCAGGAGUUUGUUACUCUUUUGGAAAAGGGACCUCAGUUUCCUCCGUGUCACCAAGUGAGCCAGUUGACCAAGCAGGCCGAGAGAGACACCAUGGUUGAUACCGAGUCACCUGCUUACUGCUAAUGGUGGUUUUAGGGUGAAGGACGAGUGUGAAACCGUCCAAGUUUCUGCUAAAUGACUAAUUCAUGCUGCAUGAAUAUGAGAACUGUCAUAUGUGAGCUCUGGUGAACCUGCACGGCUGCACGUUGGGGAUAUAUCGUACUCCUUUAACCUGUCUCUCAUCUGGAAAGAAACUUGUCUCGUUUAGCAAUGCUACUAGUUAUUCGAGUGAGUGUAAUAUACGGAUCUGUCGCCCGGUUUGAGGCUUAAUUUUGUACUGUAAUACUCUUCGAAGCUGA
Messenger RNA from Lolium rigidum, 1911 nucleotides. RefSeq lists its product as uncharacterized. The record is from RefSeq and is a predicted model, not a curated record. Bases 1 to 1611 code for a protein of 536 amino acids. Gene Ontology annotation, molecular function: protein binding. The transcript has 10 exons. NCBI's taxonomy places the organism in Eukaryota, Viridiplantae, Streptophyta, Magnoliopsida, Poales, Poaceae.